AGAAAGGAGAAGCCGUCCUCCCACUCCUCCCCCACUUUUUUUCUCUUCAAGUUACCCAAAGGCCUAUGUCUUAUUCUCAGUGGCCCCGAGAAUUACUCUAAUUCAGUAAAGAUUUUCUGAGGGAAGAGGAAUGGUGAAGUACUGUCCAGACCCCAAAGUCACUUUUUAAGGUGUUCAACAGAAAAGCUCCAAGAGGGGGACUUCAAGAGACAGCAGUUUAGAAUCAGGCAGAACUGGAUUGCAAAAUUUGUGGGCCAGAGCGUUGUGUGUGCAGAGAAAAUGCUCCUGAGAAGACAAUCAUAGCUUUCUCAUAAAUGAAGCUACAACUGUUAUGAUUUAGUGCCCCCCAUAAGAAGAAUUGAGUGGACAAGAAAGGGCAUUUCCGGGGUAGUAAAAUGCUUGAGGCCUGGAAUUAAACUUGAGUCACAUCUGAAGGUAUGGUGAGGACAACAGAUCAGGAGACUGUUGCCAUUGAAAAGAUAGUUUGUUAUUCACAGUUAUCAAGAAGAGAGAGUCAUGACACACGAUGCACAGCCAUAGAGAAGAACACAAAGCUAUUAAAUAAUAGAAGAAAAUGGAAUUGAAUAUGGUGUCAGCAUGGAACAGCCCAAUGAUUCAUUAAGAGUCGACCAUAAUGAUGGUGAAGAGUCAAAAACAGAUGCCCAGGCAUUUGAGCAUCUAACCUGUGUGGACUCCAGAGAUCCUUCCUUUGGACAAAAUGACUCUCCUACAGUUUUGCAUGUCACUACUCCUGAAGCAAAUAAUUCACCGACAUCACAGAAAAUACCAGAGCCCGUGACUCAGACACCGACUCUUUCUGCAGAGCAAUUCCAUCUACUGGACCAAAAUGGGCAAGCUGUUCAAUAUGAACUUCAGUCACUGGGGGAUUCUAAUGCACCAAUGAUGAUCGUUGCCAGCCCAUCAGAAAAUGGACAGGUGCUUCGUGUAAUUCCAUCUAUGCAGACAGGAAUGGCGCAAGUGAUUAUACCUCAGGGGCAUCUUAUGGAUGUGAAUAGUCCUCGGGAUGUCUCUGAAGAAAAACCCAGUGACAGAAACUUACCAACUGUAAGAGUGGAUGCUCUAGCAGACAAUACCAGUAGUUACAUUCUUCAUCCGCAAGCAUCCCUCUCAUUGCCCAAAAAGUCAGUGACCAGAAUGCUUGAAGAACCUUUUCUGGCUCCUCUUCAGCCACUUUCUUCUAACACACCUGUAUGGGCCUGCCGUCUUAGGAGCUGUGAGAAAAUUGGAGAUUCAUACCGGGGCUACUGUGUAAGUGAGACUGAAUUAGAGAGUGUCCUAACAUUUCACAAGCAGCAAACACAGAGUGUUUGGGGAACUCGCCAGUCUCCAAGCCCAGCCAAGCCUGCUACACGUUUGAUGUGGAAAUCCCAGUAUGUCCCAUACGAUGGAAUCCCAUUUGUCAAUGCAGGGAGUAGAGCCGUGGUAAUGGAGUGUCAGUAUGGGCCAAGGAGAAAAGGUUUCCAGUUAAAAAAAAUCAGUGAGCAAGAAAGCAGGACUUGUCAGCUCUACAAAGCCACUUGUCCAGCCCGGAUUUACAUUAAAAAGGUACAGAAGUUUCCUGAGUAUAGAGUUCCUACAGACCCCAAAAUUGACAAGAAAAUCAUCAGAAUGGAGCAGGAGAAAGCCUUUAACAUGCUAAAGAAGAACUUGGUAGAUGCUGGUGGUGUUCUUAGAUGGUAUGUACAGUUACCUACACAGCAAGCUCAUCAGUAUCACGAGUUAGAGACUUCCUGCCUCCCUUUGUCACCUUCUGCUUUUCCUAUGUCUUCUCUUGAAGAAGAGGAAACUGAAGUUAGAGAUGAGAAUUGUGUACUACCCUCACGUCUACAUCCUCAAGUAGCACAUAAGAUUCAAGAAUUAGUAUCACAGGGAAUAGAACAAGUGUAUGCAGUAAGGAAACAGCUAAGAAAAUUUGUUGAAAGGGAACUGUUCAAACCUGAUGAGGUACCUGAAAGGCAUAAUUUAUCUUUUUUUCCAACUGUAAAUGAUAUAAAAAAUCACAUCCAUGAGGUACAGAAAUCCUUGAGAAAUGGAGACAUGGUAUAUAAUUCAGAGAUUAUUCCAGCAACGCUUCAGUGGACUACAGAUAGUGGGAAUAUUCUCAAAGAGGCUGUGACAGUUACAUUUACAGAAGGUAAGAGUGCUAAGAAUGAAGAAAGGUCUCAGGAAAGGAUGGAGGAAAAGGAUGAAUUGGGUUUGCAGUUACAACCAAGAUUUACCUCUCCUGAUGGAUUACCGGCUCUGAUAUCAGUAAAUAACCACUCCUCCUCCAGUCCUUCAAGACUUCUGGAUUCAGUAGGAAGUGCUGUAAAUAAUAAUAAUUCUCUACUGCUUGGUCAAAGUCAUAGCCUUCAAACAGAUACAUGCCUAACCCAAAACAAUAGUACUGCAUCUACCAUGGGUAAUCUUCAAGGACCAGAUCAAAAUCUAGUUGCCAUGGAUCAGCUGGUGGAAGUUGGAGAUGUUGAAGAUACAGGGAAUCUGGACAGAAGUGUUCAUCAGAUUCUGUUGGGAGAUGUGCAGACCAUUCCAUUACGGAUUAUAGACAACCACCCAACUCUUAUUGAAGAAAAUCCAGAAGGUACCAUUUCAGUGAGCCAAGUUAAGCAAGAACCUAAAGAACCAGCAUUAUCUAUGGAAGCAAAAAGAAAUUUGGACUGUACGAAAUUAUUUGCUACAUAAAUUAUUGAAGCCUUUCAGAAUAUACAGCUCUGGUGACCUCUGAUGUCUUAGAAAAGAAGGUGAAUAUUGCCAAAGCACGACGUUGUGAUAACUGGACUGAAGACUGGUUUGAUGAGCAGCUUUGAUUUAAAACUCUGUUGUCAAUUCUAUAUUUUUACUUUCCUUAAGAGAUAUUUUGCUCUUCUUAUUUUGUAUAAUUCUUAUGCUUUUUAGUUAUCUAAUAAGCCAGUAUUUCAAAAGCUUGUUUGGACUUAUCCACAGUAAUAUAGUUAUCUAACUCAUCCUUGGAAAUAUACAGUUCUGGCUCUUACAAGACAAAAAAGAACACCAAUAACAAAAACUGUAGAAACUGGAACUAUCAAUAUUUUCAUGUAAGUAUUUCAAUGAGUAACUCUUUAAAAAUGGUUUCUAAAUGAGUUCUUAAAAAUUCAUUUGCCCUCUAAAUGCAUGUUUAGUCACUAAGUAUCAGUAUUGUGUUUAAAGGUGCUUAGCAUUACUUUUUUAAAACAAUGUUUACAUAUUUAAAAUGUUUAAUUAUUUUUUAAAUGCACAAUGUAUUAAAUACAAGUGCAUAAAAUUUUCAGUACCUAUAUUUGGCAUUCUCCUAGCAGCUCUACAGCAAAGAUUGACAUACUUUCUUUUGUGUCAUGUAUUACAAGAUAUAAUAUCUGUAGUAGUGAGUUGGACAUUCAAAAUAAACAGUUAAAAAUUCACAAUUACAGUUUAGCUUGUUUCUUCAUUGUAGUUUUCAUGUUUCAAACCUCCAAGUGAACUUUAUAUAUACUACAAUGAAUUAUAGAUAAACAGAACCAUGGCAGACCUUUCCCUCGAUAGCAAUUUUCUCUAUAAGCAGUUAGUAUACUUAAAAGAAAAAGUUUUUAUAUGUUAUGCAAGGUAAAUGUUUCCUAAAAGUCACAGAAAUGAUAGAAAACCUAGGUUUGGGGAUCUGGUUCUGCAUUAGAGUUUCUAGAUUUGAGGCCCACCAGCUUGUGUUUCAUCUUUAUAUCCUGUCAAAAUACAUACAUAAUCAUGCGGAUAUGAGAAAGAUGUUGUUUAAUUUAUACCAGGUUUAAAAAGAUUUAAAAUGUGUAUAUAUAUAUUGUAACUUAAUGUAUAGUGUCCUUGUUAUAAUGUAAUUUUUUCAUUAAAAAAUCCUGUGUUAUUUUUUUUCGUAUA
Galeopterus variegatus (Sunda flying lemur) is the source of this 3879-nucleotide messenger RNA. RefSeq names its product calcium responsive transcription factor (gene CARF). Gene Ontology annotation, biological process: regulation of transcription by RNA polymerase II. The transcript has 19 exons. Gene Ontology annotation, cellular component: nucleus. Gene Ontology annotation, molecular function: DNA-binding transcription factor activity, RNA polymerase II-specific; RNA polymerase II cis-regulatory region sequence-specific DNA binding. Bases 598 to 2703 code for a protein of 701 amino acids. Lineage: Eukaryota; Metazoa; Chordata; Mammalia; Dermoptera; Cynocephalidae. The record is from RefSeq and is a predicted model, not a curated record.